CAUGUACAGGCCAUGAGAAUUACUUGGGUGUUGAAAAAACGUUCGCUUUCUCAUUGGAAAUUCCCUCGAGUGUGAUUUUUUUGUGUGUGUUUUCGUUGUGUAGUUUAUCCACCACUCGCCGAGAUGACGGACGAGGACAAAGCCAAUUCCUGGAAGCCUGGUCAGAGAAAGAAAAAAAGCGAAAAAGUCGAUUCAACUUGGAAUCCGAAAAGUAAACUUCUGUACUCUCCAUCACGGGAAUUCAGACCUGUUCGUCAGACAGCCAGACGAAACACCGCUGGCAGUUUACUGAACUCGCCACUCGAGGAAAGUGCGCCUACGGGAAUCUUCUCUACCGGUGGAGAUUUGAAAAGCAGUGACAAAGGAGGCUGUGGCGAAAGUAACGCAACGGCGCUUAACGGAAGUGAAUCGAUUCCAGUAACGAAUUCCGCGCCCAGUGCCUCAAAACCUGACAGUAACGUUAAAGGUAAGACUGAGUUUUGCCCUUGUUUAAAACCUAUAGCGAUAUUCUAUAAUAAAAAGACUGUUCUGUGCCAAAGAUUUCCUACACAUAAAAAGGAACAAAAGAAGGCAUCGUUUUCUCAUACUGGAAAAGGAGGAAGAACGAUUAUUACUGAAAAAUAUAGUUUUUGUCUCGAAGUGUGAAAGGGUUCAAAAAAGACUGUGUUCGUUACGGGA
Molecule: messenger RNA, 678 nt
Organism: Orbicella faveolata
Lineage: Eukaryota; Metazoa; Cnidaria; Anthozoa; Scleractinia; Merulinidae
Source: RefSeq, a predicted model, not a curated record